CAAAUGACUAAGCCAGCUGUAACAUGAUGAGCGCUCACGUUCCUAUGUAGUCAGCAGGUAUUCUGAGACAAAAGCUCAGGUUGAUUGGCCAGAAACCCUAUCCUUUAAGUUUGAAGCGCCAAGUACUUUACUGCAAUAGCUGUUCGUACGGAGUGAUCCUGAGCUACAUUGAGGCAUCACUUGGUAGCCAAAGCCCAGAAAUUGCUCACCGACAACAUGCAGGUGACAUUCUGUAGACUUCGGACUCACCAAUGGUGCUUCAUUCUUUUUAAUGUCAUCCUGUUCCAUGCCUUGCUUUUUGGGGCUGACUUUGUGGAAGAAUACUUUCUGCAUUCUUUGCCUCAUGUAGAUAUGAAGGUUCUCGAAGUCAAGGAUAAAGCAAGAAAAUUGAACAUGGAGCCCCUGAAAAGUAAUCUCUCCACAUACUACAUUCUAAACCAGCCAGAAGUAUGUAAAGGGAAGAACAUUUUUUUGCUCUCUCUUAUUUUUAGUAGCCCAGGAAAUGGAACAAGACGGGACCUCAUCAGGAAAACCUGGGGUAGCAUGACCAGUAUCCAAGGGCACCUCAUUAUCACACUGUUUGCUUUGGGUAUGCCUGUUUCGGUAACAACCCAGAAAGAGAUAGAUAAAGAGUCCCAGAAGAAUAAUGAUAUUAUUGAAGGGAUCUUCUUGGACAGUUCUGAAAACCAAACCCUGAAGAUCAUCGCAAUGACACAGUGGGCUGUGACUUUCUGCCCUAAUGCCCUGUUCAUUCUUAAGGUUGAUGAAGAGAUGUUUCUUAACCUGCCAAGCCUGGUGGGCUAUCUUUUCAACCUAAAAGAACACCUUGAAGAUAUCUACGUAGGCAGUGUUAUCCAUCAGGGCACACCCAACAGAGACCCUCAUCGUCAAGAAUUUGUCUCUCUUAGUGAGUAUCCGGAAAAAUACUACCCAGAUUACUGCAGUGGUGAGACCUUUAUAGUGUCCCAAGAAGUGGCUCGGAUGAUGUAUGUGGUUUUCAAAGAAGUCCCUGUAAUGGUGCCUGCUGAUGUAUUUGUAGGAAUUUGUAUGAAAUCCAUUGGCCUUAUUCCCAUCCACAGUUCAAGAUUCUCUGGGAUUUUGGUGUGCCAGUCUCACCAGCAGUCCUCUCUGUGUGGAUAA
Lepus europaeus (European hare) is the source of this 1140-nucleotide messenger RNA. RefSeq names its product beta-1,3-galactosyltransferase 9 (gene B3GALT9). Bases 217 to 1140 code for a protein of 307 amino acids. The record is from RefSeq and is a predicted model, not a curated record. Gene Ontology annotation, cellular component: membrane. Lineage: Eukaryota; Metazoa; Chordata; Mammalia; Lagomorpha; Leporidae. Gene Ontology annotation, molecular function: hexosyltransferase activity. The transcript is spliced from 4 exons.